AUGGUUUCUCCAAAACUUUCAAACACUAUAGUAAUAGCAUUAGUCUUUUUAUUUUUCACCUAUGAAUCUAAGGGUGAAUCUAUGAGUAAAGUUAAUCUAUCAAUAUACUAUGAUAGUCUAUGCCAAUCUUGUGCAAUUUUCAUUGUGAAGAAUCUUGAAGAAAUAUUCAACAAUGAUCUCAUUGACAUUGUCAAUCUCCAACUAGUUCCUUGGGCCAAUUCUUAUGUCAAUCAGACCUACAAUUCCAUAUCAUGUCAGAAUGGACCAGAUGAAUGUGAGCUAAAUUCUUUGGAAGCAUGUGCCCUCAAUAUUUGGCCUAAUGUGGAUACACAUUAUGGUUUAAUUCACUGCUUUGAGUUUCUGGCAAUUGAUGGAAAGAACAAAAUGUGGCAAAAUUGUACCAACCAACUUGGUUUGCCUUUGGAGCCUAUUAAAAAUUGCUUUAAUAGAGGAAAUGGAACAGAGCUUGGACAAAAAUAUAUUGAUGAAAUAGCAAAACUAGACCCACCUCAUUCAUUUGUGCCAUGGGUGGUGGUGAAUAAUCAACCUAUUGGAAAAGACUAUGAAAAUUUUACACAAUAUGUUUGCAAGGCUUAUAAAGGUGAUGCUAUUCCAGCAGCUUGCAAUGUUCAUUUGAAUGCAAGUGAGAAAUAAAUUUAACUAUUCAUAUUGUUGG
Trifolium pratense (red clover) is the source of this 676-nucleotide messenger RNA. RefSeq names its product gamma-interferon-responsive lysosomal thiol protein-like. The record is from RefSeq and is a predicted model, not a curated record. The transcript has 5 exons. NCBI's taxonomy places the organism in Eukaryota, Viridiplantae, Streptophyta, Magnoliopsida, Fabales, Fabaceae. Bases 1 to 654 code for a protein of 217 amino acids. Gene Ontology annotation, molecular function: oxidoreductase activity, acting on a sulfur group of donors, disulfide as acceptor.